This is a messenger RNA of Phyllopteryx taeniolatus (common seadragon), 2797 nucleotides long. RefSeq names its product charged multivesicular body protein 6b (gene chmp6b). Bases 695 to 1252 code for a protein of 185 amino acids. The transcript has 9 exons. Gene Ontology annotation, biological process: vesicle budding from membrane; late endosome to vacuole transport via multivesicular body sorting pathway. NCBI's taxonomy places the organism in Eukaryota, Metazoa, Chordata, Actinopteri, Syngnathiformes, Syngnathidae. The record is from RefSeq and is a predicted model, not a curated record. Gene Ontology annotation, cellular component: ESCRT III complex; multivesicular body.
CCAUCUCGGCUGACUGCGGGCGAGGUACAUGCGGACAAUUUAGAGUCGUGCGAGAAAACCCACGCAGGCGAGGCCGGAUUUGAACCCGCGUCCUCACAACUGUGAGGCAAAUGUGCUAACCAAGUCGGCCGCCUGGUCGCUACUUCACGGACUAAAGUUAUUUGGGUUUUCUGGAACGUAACCCCUGCAUAUAAAUAAGUCGUAUAUCAUACAAUUGUUCCGUACGUAGUAUUGAUGUUGGUAGUAGCAGAAUAAAAUAGAAGCCUCUAGUCUAGGCUAAACUGUUAAUGUUAAUGUUAAGUGCAGUCCAAGGUUUGGUGUUUGUGGGAGUCGGUUGCAGUUGUCGUUUCGGUUCUUUUGGUCCCCGAGCGGCCGCCGUCCUACUUCCUGGUGUGAGUGUGCCCCGCUUGGCGAAAGUUAGCCAGCUAGCCGCGUCGCUAAUUAGCUUUUCUCCACCCAAGAAAACGACACAAAUCCUCAUCUCGAGUUAUUUGCUUUGCCGGCCGCGCGUGGCGGCUGUGAUGCUUUGUCACGAUGGGAAAUCUGUUUGGGAAAAAGAAACAAAGUCGAGUGACGGAACAAGACAAGGCCGUUUUGCAACUGAAACAGCAACGAGAUAAACUGAGGCAGUACCAGAAGAAGAUCGGCCUGCAGCUGGAGAAGGAACGACUUCUUGCCAAGCGGCUGCUGAAAGAUGGCCGAAAAGAGAACGGCGGCUUUUACUGGAGCUUAUUUGGGGACCUUCUCUGCCUCUUCUUCUUACUGUGAAUUACGCAGAAUCUUUUCCAGAGGAGCUCCGAGCAGCUCGGCACGCAAAGCGCUGCUCCUGCUGAAGAAGAGGCGCUAUCAGGAUCAGCUGCUGGACAAGACGGACAACCAAAUCAGCAACCUGGAGCGCAUGGUUCAGGACCUGGAGUUCGCCCAGAUCGAGAAGAAGGUCAUCGACGGCCUCCGAGUGGGAAACGAGUGUCUGAAGAAAAUGCACGAGGUGAUGUCCAUCGAAGAAGUUGAACGCAUCUUGGAUGAGACGCAGGACGCCGUCGAGUACCAACAGCAAAUCGACGAGAUGUUGUCGGGCUCGUUCUCCCAAGAGGACGAAGAAGCCGUUCUGGCCGAGCUGGAGGCCAUCACUCAGGGAGACGUCCAGCUUCCCGACGUUCCUUCGCACCGACUGCCGGACGCUCCCGAGGCCGCCGGGGACCAAGCAGCACGAGAUCGUCCCAAGAAGACGGCGGAGCUGUUGGCCGCGUGACCGCCCGGGAAAUGACCUUCAAAUGACCUUCCGCUUCUCCACCAUCUUGAACGUGGGCGACCUUGAGCCUUCGAGGAGAAACCCGCCGCGCUCGGAGAUUGGCAACGGCGAAACUUGUUGUGUAACUUCCCCGUGUCGUGAGACGGAACCAUUUCGUUAUUUUUUUUUUUAAACGUGAUUUAACGUGAAACCUAAUGGGAAGUGGCGUCAGUCUCAAAAAUUGGACCUUAACGGAAGGAGAUUUUCUGAAAAUCCCAAAUUACUUUUCCAAAAGGUCACUGUCACAAAAACAAUAAAACACAGACAUAUGAUUGUUGAAAUUUGUUCAAUUACAGACGUGACAAAAAAAAAAAAUCUUAAAAUAGCUCGUCGUGUGCACACACUUGACACACAAUUUGUACUCAAUUGUGGAAUCCAAACUUUAGUCCUCAAGUCAAAAUUUCUACAUAAAAUAUAUAUAUACAAUUGUGUAUUGUCACGAUAAAAAAUUCAUUCAUUUGUAACAUAAACCAUUGAUUUAUACCAAGAAAUUUAAAAUGUAUACAAAAUGUUAUAUUGUUUGUACUUUUUGGGUUGCAUUUACCAUAGACAUUAUUUAAUAAAAUAAAGAAAGGACAUUAAUUCUACUUAAUUUUUGGGGUGAGAAAACGGAUAAAUUAAUAUGACAAAUUGAAACAAAUCAGUAUACAGUAGUGCCUUGAGAUACGAGUGAGUGGACUUCCAAGUUUUUGGGGAAUGCGUUACGUCGUGCCGUGGAGCCGAACUCGCGUGAGUUAGCGCCGCGUACGCGGGGCGCCCGCUAUCCUGAUUUGCAGGUUAGCACGCGUGACGUUCAGCGCCGUCGACAGCCGGGGGUGAUAUUGCCCAACACGGCCGCCCCCUGGGAUCGGUGAAAAUGGAUCAAUUUACCCAUUUAAUUCGUAUUCCACAAACGUCGUAUCAAUCAGUACAGUUGACCUCUGCUGAUUUUUUGCCACUUUUAAAAAUGUUGUCUAUUUUAUUACGUUUUCUUUUCAAAAUGUUUCUUUUUCGUUUAGUUUUUCUUUUUGGGGAAGAGAUACCCACCCCAAAAAUGCUAAUUGAUGGUUGAACCUGGUUUAUUCAAUUAUUUUGUUUAAAAAAAAAAAUAAAAAAUUUCCAAAGCACCUUUCAUGAACGUCAACGAUCCCCGCCAGUAGGGGGCGCCUAUCGAAAUCCUUGUUUGGAGCCGUGGGGACAUAUGCAACAUAUUCUUGUGCCCAAAAUGUUUUGUGUUUCUUUCCCCUUUAAGCAAAUAUUGAACGACACAAAUGAAUAAAUACAUUUUUUAAUAACUAAUUUUAGAGGGUGAAACAAAAACAAAUUUUGGCGGAAUCUCGAUGACACGCUCGGUGGGCCCCAAUAAAGGCCGGAGUUUGCCCCCCCCCCCAUCUAAUCAAUGGGUCUCAUAAUCUGUCAAUCAACCCAACAACAAAUGUGUGGAAAUCUCCUUCUGUCCUUCCUUCCUUCCUUCCUUCCUUCCUUCCUGUGGAUUCUUUUCAUAAUAAACCGUUUGGCCAUCUUGUC